CUUAUCAAUCCUUCAAGACCCUUCACCCGGCGAGACCUCUUCCUUCCUUGUUUAGUUUUUUCUACGAUCUUUCCUCUUUCAUUUUCCAGGAAAGUCACCUUCAAAGAAAAAUCUAAAUCUCCAAUAACUUACCCUUCCCCUUCCUCCAUAUCUGUCUUCAUCACUAAUAAAUUAACUUCAAUCAUAGAUCACCUUCCUCCUCCUCCUCCUCCUCUUCCUUCAAAAUAAAGGAGUGAAAAAGAGUUGUUGAACUUGAACCAGCAACCCACCUUUGACCAGCCCCACCUUCCUCAGCCAACCAGCCUGCCAUUUAUCCAUAGCUAUAAAAAUCUUCUGUGAAAUCCUUUCUUUUUACAAAAUUCUCUCUCAUCAUCUUGAUAUUAAGAUUCUCUCGGUAAAACAUGAAUAACCUCUUUUCCGGCUCCUUCUCUCGCUUCCACAGCGAAGAAGCCUCCCCGGAUCACCAUGUAAUUCAGAUGUCCGAAGCGCAGUCCACCGGCGGUGGGGUUAACCUUGACAAGUUCUUUGAAGAUGUAGAGUCGAUCAAAGAUGAGCUCAAGGAGUUGGAAAGACUUAAUGAGAAUAUGCGGUCUUCACAUGAGCAAAGUAAGACUCUGCACAACGCGAGGGCUGUCAAGGACAUGAGGUCCAAGAUGGAUGCUGAUGUUGCUCUGGCGUUGAAAAGGGCAAAGCUGAUCAAGGUCCGGUUAGAGGCCUUGGACCGCUCUAAUGCAGCGAACCGGAGUCUUCCUGGGUGUGGACCGGGGUCUUCUUCGGAUAGGACUAGGACUUCGGUGGUGAGUGGAUUGAGGAAGAAGUUGAAGGAUUUGAUGGAGAGUUUUAAUGGGUUGAGACAGAAGAUAUCCACGGAGUAUAGAGAGACUGUGGAGAGAAGGUAUUUUACUGUGACUGGUGAAAAUCCUGAUGAGAAGACUCUUGAUCUGUUGAUCUCUACAGGUGAGAGUGAGACAUUUCUCCAGAAAGCAAUUCAACAACAGGGGAGAGGCAGGAUUUUGGACACGAUAAAUGAAAUUCAGGAAAGGCAUGAUGCUGUGAAAGAUUUGGAAAACAAUCUAAAGGAGCUUCACCAAGUGUUUAUGGACAUGGCAGUAUUGGUUGAACAUCAAGGCGAACAAUUGGAUGACAUUGAGAGCCAUGUGCAAAGAGCUAAUUCUUAUGUGCGGGGCGGCACCCAGCAGCUGCAGACUGCCAGGAAACUACAGAGAAAUUCCAGGAAAUGGACUUGUUAUGCCAUUAUUAUAUUGCUGAUCAUCAUAUUGGUGGUGCUCCUCUCUGUGCGGCCGUGGGAGAACAAGAAGUGAUGCUGUCUAGGAUUGAUAUGUGUGACAUAUUUCAAGGCUACAUCUCUUGCUGCAAUCCUUUUUAUUUCCUUCAUUUUAGCUUUCCAUACGAUGAACAUUUUUUUCUUCUUUUUCCUGUUGCAUUGUUUAUUAUUUUCUGCUUUGGGGAGUUGAAUUUUGAUAUUCGGGGGUCAUAGUCUUGCAGAUGAUUAGAGCCAGUGAGGUGGGAAAUCAUAGGAAUUCAUGGGCAAUUUUAUGUUUGUGAGUGCAUCCAGGUGGGGAAUGCCAUGGAUUCCUUUACGGGCCUGCCCAGGAAUAUAUUGUAGACGCAAACCCCGUUCUGUAUUUAGGUUCUUUUCUGUAACUAAUAUUUGGGAUUUUAGUUGUACGAAUCUUCAAUUCUUCUUGGCAUGUUCUACGCGUUUUGUUGAUCA
Messenger RNA from Populus nigra (black poplar), 1735 nucleotides. Its product is annotated as syntaxin-121-like. Gene Ontology annotation, cellular component: plasma membrane; endomembrane system; SNARE complex. Gene Ontology annotation, biological process: vesicle fusion; intracellular protein transport; exocytosis. Lineage: Eukaryota; Viridiplantae; Streptophyta; Magnoliopsida; Malpighiales; Salicaceae. Gene Ontology annotation, molecular function: SNARE binding; SNAP receptor activity. The transcript is spliced from 2 exons. The record is from RefSeq and is a predicted model, not a curated record. Bases 402 to 1322 code for a protein of 306 amino acids.